AUGCCUCCCAACUUCGACACUGCCAUCGAUCUUCUUCCGCUUCACUUCCUACCCUUCAUCAUCCCUCCUGCCGUCGUCUCAUUUAAAGUGCACCUCCUCUCCAUUCCUGGCACCUCACCGUUUCCACUCCAGCAUCACCUCCUUCUUUCCAUCGCCUUCUAUUCUUACUCGUCCCCUGCCCCUCUCGUCCCCUGCCCCUCUCGUCCCCUGCCCCUCUCGUCCCCUGCUCCACUCCUCCACUGCUCCUCCGUCUCCUACGUCGGCCCCUCCUUCCGUCUCUCUCCACCUCCUCUCCUCCUUUCGUCUCCUACUGCUUUCCCUCCACUCUUUUCCUGCCCUGGCCCUUUCCUCCCCCCUUCGUUCCCCUCCCUCCCGCUCUUGUGGUCACUUGUCCUUUCCAUCAUAUGGCGCACGACUUGCAUUGGGCUCGCCCCAUCAGCCAUGGCUCGGAUGACUGCAGUGGCCAUGCUGCUGCCAGGGCUGCUUGCUGCUUUUCUUCCUGCCGUCGCUGUCAUCGUCAGCAUCAUGCCACUUGCCAGGGAUGCCUGGCCUUUCACCACUGCGAAGGACGUGAGUGGUGCCAUGCUGGACGUGAGUGGUGCCAUGCUGGACGUGAGUGGUGCCAUGCUGGACGUGAGUGGUGCCAUGCUGGACGUGAGUGGUGCCAUGCUGGACGUGCCAUGUGACAGCCAGCAAGCCAUCCACCCUCUCAUGCUUACCUCUGCAUCCCUCCCGCUUCCCAAUGCCACUACCACGUGUCAGAGUGACACGAGCCUGCUUCCCACUCAGGCCAAUGCCAUCGCCACAUCUCUUCAGCAUGUCCACGCUCUCAACGUGCCUCUUCACUCCCUCCACACCCUGUACAUCUACUCGUGCUGUAUUCUGUUCUGCUAUCUCCACUCUCUCUGCAACUCUCGUGGCACUGCUGUGGUGGAUGGGCGUGACUCACGCGCAAAUCACAGCAUGGGUGCAGCAGGGCUUGGCUGUGGCAGGCAGGCUGAUGCCACGUGGAAUCUUCCCUCUGCUGCACAUCCCCAU
Molecule: messenger RNA, 1038 nt
Organism: Closterium sp. Naga37s-1
Lineage: Eukaryota; Viridiplantae; Streptophyta; Zygnematophyceae; Desmidiales; Closteriaceae
Source: the annotation of a GenBank genome assembly